Mobula hypostoma (lesser devil ray) is the source of this 6525-nucleotide messenger RNA. RefSeq names its product presenilin 2 (gene psen2). The coding region runs from base 338 to 1714 and encodes 458 amino acids. The transcript is spliced from 11 exons. The record is from RefSeq and is a predicted model, not a curated record. Gene Ontology annotation, biological process: calcium ion transport; negative regulation of apoptotic process; protein processing. Lineage: Eukaryota; Metazoa; Chordata; Chondrichthyes; Myliobatiformes; Myliobatidae. Gene Ontology annotation, molecular function: aspartic endopeptidase activity, intramembrane cleaving. Gene Ontology annotation, cellular component: lysosomal membrane; plasma membrane; neuromuscular junction.
UGCUUCAGUCAGUCUGCAUUCGCCCACAGUUGCACCGAGCAGCCAAGCGAGGGGGCCGCUGUCUCGCACACUGCCAAGCGCCGUGCACGGGAACCACACUUCCCAUGAGACGUAGGGCUUGUGGGAAAGUCCUGCCGCUCUGUUUUGAUCCGAGUAGCUGACUACCGUCGCCCUCCCCCGUCCGGCUUCUCUGCAGUCGAUCUUUUUGCCUGUGGAAUAUCCUCCUGCUUGUAGAUAUUAAGCGACGUCAAAGCCCCAACGUUGCUGCCUCCACACUUCUUCCAGCCUUUUCCAGUGCCUGUGAGAUUACUCACUGCUCCCUACAGAAAGCUCGUUCAUGAUUUCAUCAGACAGUGAAGACGACCAGUACAGUGAGCGGACAGCUCUGAUAUCAGCCAGUGCCUUGACCAUGCCUUCGUACCAGGAGAUGGAUGGGGGGCAUGGCCUUGGCGGCAAGGGGACGAACCGGUGCAGAUCCUCCGCCAGUCACCCCGCGGACGGGAGCCGAGGUUCGGGCGCCGGCACCUCCGGCAGAGAGGCGGGCGGGGAAGGUGAGGAGGAAGAGGAGGAGGAGCUGACCCUGAAGUAUGGAGCCAAGCACGUCAUCAUGCUGUUUGUACCAGUCACCCUGUGCAUGGCCGUGGUGGUGGUGACGAUCAAGUCUGUCAGCUUUUACACAAGGAAGGAUGGCCAGCUAAUUUACACCCCAUUCACAGAAGAUACUGACUCGGUUGGACAGCGUCUUCUCAACUCUAUCCUUAACACUUUGAUCAUGAUCAGCGUUAUUGUCAUAAUGACAAUACUUCUUGUCUUUCUUUACAAAUAUCGAUGUUACAAGUUUAUUCACGGCUGGUUGAUCCUCUCCUCUCUGCUGUUACUUUUUCUCUUCAGCUAUAUAUACCUAGGUGAAGUGUUUAAGACGUACAAUGUGGCCAUGGACUACCCAACCCUGAUCCUCAUCAUUUGGAACUUCGGCGUUGUCGGAAUGAUCUGCAUCCACUGGAAGGGUCCCCUGCAGCUGCAGCAGGCUUACCUCAUCAUGAUCAGUGCACUGAUGGCCCUGGUCUUCAUUAAGUACCUUCCCGAGUGGUCAGCCUGGGUCAUUCUCGGUGCAAUAUCUGUAUACGAUCUUAUCGCAGUGCUGUGCCCGAAAGGCCCCCUGAGGGUCCUCGUGGAGACGGCCCAGGAGAGGAAUGAACCAAUAUUCCCAGCCUUGAUAUAUUCAUCCACCAUGGUCUGGCUGGUGACGAUGGCGAAGCGAGAUUUGGGCACUGAGGAGCCUCUGAACAACACAUGUAAUUCAGAGAAUUAUCCUGAUGUGGACGUCGAGGUGAACCACCAGGCUGACCAAGCGUUGGAUGAUGUCACCAGUUUACCUCAGGCCCAGGAACAAGAAGGGCACCAUGCAGCUUCUGGUAUAGAGGAACCGGAGGAGGAAAAGGGCGUGAAGCUGGGCCUGGGAGACUUCAUCUUCUACAGUGUCCUUGUGGGCAAGGCUGCGGCAGGUGCCAGCGGAGACUGGAACACAACUUUGGCCUGCUUCAUCGCCAUUCUCAUUGGAUUGUGUCUCACCCUCUUGCUGCUAGCUGUAUUUAAGAAAGCCCUGCCUGCCCUUCCCAUCUCCAUCACCUUCGGCCUGGUGUUCUACUUCUCCACCGACAACCUGGUGCGUCCUUUCAUGGACACUCUUGCCUACCACCAGUUUUAUAUCUAGGAAGCCAAUGACAACUAAAACCUCGCCUUCAGCUGACUGCGAUGUUGGGGAAAUGUUUGCACUAACGUUACACUGUAGAACUUCAGAAGAGAAACAGAAUAUUUUCAUUUAUAUGUUUGUUGUUAUUUAAUGAUGGAAGUGGUAUACCAUUUUGAUUCUGCCUGGCAGACCGUCAGUUAAGAUGUUUUUGUGGUGUCUUCAUAGAAACAAGUUAUAAAAGCAGGUCUGUUGGUAACUGAAAUGUAUUUAGUUCGUCAUCCUUCUGACUAGCCAUCAAGGAUUUGAUGCUAGUGUCCCACAAGAAGCAACUCUUGUCUCAGUGAGGAACUUCAGGUUCUUGAUCCCUUUAAGGCUAAGGGUAGAAUUUAAAGGCAGUAUGAAGUGGAGCCAGGGUUAAAUGAGGAGUUAAUUAUUCUAACAUUCUCACUUGUUUGAGAAUAAUUGCAUCUAAUCUUCAAACCAUAUAUUUGUGAACUGUGAGUUAUUGGGAAACUGGUACCCUAUGUUAAAAUGAAGUACCGUCUGUUCUGCAUUUUGUUUGGACAUGAAUGAUUCUUGACAAGCUCAUUUUCUAUUCCUUUUAAAAAAAACUUUUACUGUCACUAAAUGUGAUAAUGCGAUCAGUACCAGGCCGAUUUGCACAGAACGGGAAGCACUUUUCGUACAACAAAGUGAUUUUUAUGCAACAGUCUUGCCCAAAUAUUUCCUCAGGUUUUUGUAGCAUUUCAGUGAGUAAAAUAGAAUUGUAUGUCCUUUGAUUUGUAUGCUCAUUUUGGAAGAAAUGCUUGCCAAACUAUUGUAGGAUUGCAGCCUCUCUGAAAGGUCUUCAAAGUGUAACUGUGAUGCAUUCCCCAGCUUAACCUUAUCGAAACAAUGAUAUUGGCCAAUAAUAUCAAAACACCUUGAUAAUGGCUAGAUACUAGCAUUGAUAAAAUCACCUCCCUCUCUUCAAAAGAGUGAGGCAAAGGAUGAACAUUCGGUUCAAUUGGCAAACGAGUCAGAAACAGCAGGAUUGUGUUUUGCACAAAGGUUUGAAAGGGUGGCGGAGAUUGUUCAAAAAUCCUGGAUGAAUCCCUGGGGAAAUGUUAUUGGACUCUGAGGAAACAAAGCCAAGUUGUUGGAGAGCUUCAAGCAGCUGGAUGGACAUCAUGUAUCAUUCCAAGGUUUAUGUUCAGAAACCUGGCAACAAUUCGAAUUUUAUUGCUCAGUAUCAUUAAAUUGACAUCUUAUCUUUGCAUAGUCACGGGCUCUCUUGACAAACCUUGAGUGGCAGGUUUGAGGGUUCACAGGUUCUAAAAUAUUGACAAAUAGUUGGCGCAGUAUGAAAAUACUGAAGGCUAUUAAUGAGAGUUAAGUGAUUAUACUCCCUUCUGUUUGCUUGGGCGUAAAUACUUGGAUGGGGAGCUCAAACAACAUUACCCAACCACUGGGCCACUGUGGAAACACAUAAGAUACUGAAGAGUUUCUUGUGCAAAGACCAAUUAGGAUGUUUGUGAUGGUUUCCAGUAAGAUGUAACUGAAUGAGAUGUCACCUUCACAUCUGAAAAUUAUAAUGAUCUGUGAUUUUUAGUGACAAGUAAAAUUGAUUAUUACAAAACCUUCAGUUCUGGCUUUUUUCUGGUACUGGAUUGAAUUAAGUUCUGUUCACAUUAGUCAUAGAGUUAUACAACUUGGAAAACUGUACCAUACUGACCAAGUUGGCCAUCCUGAGUUACUCUCAAUUGUCUGUGUUGGCCCAAACCCCUUAAAUAAAACUUUUCUCAGCAUGUAUCUGUCCAAACAACUUUUAAAUGUUGUAAUUGUUCCCAGCUCCAUCACUUCUGGCAGAUCAUUCCAGACUCUAUGUGGAGGGAAAGUUGUUUCUCAGGCCCCAAUUUAAAUUUCUCCACUCUCACUUUACAUCUAUGCUCUCUAAUUUCAGAUUCCCCUUAUCUGGGAAAAAUAAUAUGGCCAUUCAUCUUCUACAUUCCUUAUGAAUUUAUGUACCUUAAUAAUGUGGCCAUUCAUCCUAUCUACAUUCUUCAUGAAUUUAUGUACCUUAAUAAUGUGGCCUUUCAUCUUAUCUACGUUCCUCAUGAAGUUAUGUACCUUAAUAAGGUUACCCUUAGCUUCCUGCACUCAAGAGAAGGAAGUCCCAGCCUAUCCUGUCUUUUAUUCACUCACUUCUAUGCCAUCUCCAAUCUUACUAACCAUGCCAACUAUAAAGCGGCUAUAUGGCCACAGUGCCACAGGGAUCAGUGCUGGGUCCAUUGUUAUUUGUCAUCUAUAUCAAUGAUCUGGAUGAUAAUGUGGUAAAUUGGAUCAGCAAAUUUGCUGAUGAUACAAAGACUGGAGGUGUUGUGGACAGUGAGGAAGGUUUUCAAAGCUUGCAGAGGGACUUGGACCAGCUAGAAAAAUGGGUUGAAAAAUGGCAAAUGGAGUUUAAUACAGACAAGUGUGAGGUAUUGCACUUUGGAAGGACAAACCACGGUAGAACAUAUAAGGUAAAUGGUAGGGCACUGACGAGUGCAGUAGAACAGGGGGAUCUGGGAAUACAGAUACAAAAUUCCCUGAAAGUGGUGUCACAGGUAGAUAGGGUCGUAAAGAGAGCUUUUGGUACUUUGGCCUUUAUAAAUUGAGUAUAAGAUUGGAAUGUUAUGGUGAGGUUGUAUAAGGCAUUGGUGAGGCUGAAUUUGGAGUAUUGUGUGCAGGUUUGGUCACCAAAUUACAGGAAGGAUAUUAAUAAGGUUGAAAGAGUGCAGAGGUUUACAAGGAUGUUGCUGGGACUUGAGAAACUGAGUUACAGAGAAAAGUUGAAUAGGUUAGGACUUUAUUCCCUGGAGCGUAGAAGAAUGAGGGGAGAUUUGAUAGAGAUAUAUAAAGUUAUGAUGGGUAUAGAUACAGUGAAUGCAAAGAGGCUUUUUCCACUGAGGCUAGGGGAGAGAAAAAAACCCAGAGGACAUGGGUUAAGGGCAAAGGGGGAAAAGUUUAAAGGGAACAUUAGCGGGGGCUUCUUCAUACACAGAGUGGUGGGAGUGUGGAAUGAGCUGCCAGAUGAAGUGGUAAAUGCGGGCUCACUUUUAACAUUUAGGAAAAACUUGGACAGGUAUGUGGAUGAGAGGGGUAUGGAGGGAUAUGGUCCAGGUGCAGGUCAGUGGAACUAGGCAGAAAAAUGGUUCAGCACAGCCAAGAGGCCUGUUUCUGUGCUGUAAUGUUUUAUGGUUCUAUACUUUAUUAGCAGUUUGAAGAGAUUUGACAUGUCAACAAAUAUACUCAAAAACUUCUAUGGUUGUACCAUGGAGUGCAUUCUGACAGGCUGCAUCACUGUCUGGUAUGGAGGGGCUACUGCACAGAAUGGAAAGAAGCUGAAGAAGGUUGUAAAUCUAGUCAGCUCCAUCUUGGACAUUAGCCUACAAAGUACCCAGGACAUCUUUAGGGAGCAGUGUCUCAGAAAGGCAGUGUCCGUUAUUAAGGGCCUCCAGCACCCGGGGCAUGCCCUCUUCUCACUGUUACCAUCAGGUAGGAGGUACAGAAGCCUGAAGGUACACACUCAGCAAUUCAGGAACAGCUUCUUCCCCUCUGCCACCUGAUUCCUAAAUGGACAUUGAAGCUUUGGACACUAUCUCACUUAUUCAAAUAUACAGUACAUGUAUUUCUGUUUUCGCACAUUUAAAGAAAAUCUAUUCAAUAUAAGUAAUUGAUUUACUUGUUUAUUAUGAUGUUUUAUUUUAUUCAUUAUUUUUCCCUCUCUGCUAGAUUAUGUAUUGCAUUGAACUGCUGAUGCUAGGUUAACAAAUUUCAUGUCACAUGCCGGUGAUAAUAAACCUGAUUCUGAUUCUAUAUUCUCAUCAAAAUCAUUAUUAUAGAUGGCGGACAACAACAGCCUUGGCACAUUCCUGUGGCACACCAGUGAUUGCAGGCCUCUACAUGGAAAGAACAACCUUCCACUAACACUUUUAUAUCUAGUUGGUGAGCUCACACUGGAUUCUGAGAUCUAAUCUUCCGGACCAGUCUACUGUGCAGGAAUCUUACUGAAGUCCAUGUAGACUACCAUGCUCACUAAUCCUCUUGGUUAUCUCAACAAAAGAACUCAAAUCAAAUUUGUGAAUUGCCCUUUCCCACUGGCUAUCCUGAAUUAUGUUAUUGCCUGUCUAAAUAUAGAUCUUAACCCACAGAAUCUUUCAGUGACUAACCCAUGAUUGAUUUUGGGCUGACUGGCUUGUAGUUCCACGGCUUGUCCUUUUAGGUUCAUAAAGGCACUUUGGCUACCUUCCAGUCUUGUGUGACUAGGGCAGUACGUUAGAAGAGCAGUUAGUUCAAUCACUUUACAGUGGCAGUGACCACUGAUUGAUGUUUGAUUCCCACCACUGUCUGUAAGGAAUUCUGUAUAUUCUCCCCAUUACUGCGUGGGUUUCCUCCGGGUGCUUUUGUUCCAAACACGUACAAUUAGGGUUAGUGAGUUGUGGGCAUGCUAUGUUGACACUGGAAGCAUAGCAACACUUGCAGAAUGUCCCCCAGGACAAUCAUUGUGUGUUUUGAUGUACAUAUGACAUAUAAAAGCUAAUCUAAUCUGAUGAUACAAAUCUAUCUACCAAGGCCGCAACAAUUUUUUCUGAGCCAGUCCCCAGGCAUUUAUCUACUUUAAGACUGCCAGCACCUCCUCUCUUGUAACAUGGAUAUGUCCCAAAACAUUACCCCUCUUCCCAAAUUCCUGAGCUUCCAGACCUUCUCCAUGGUAAAUACAGCCAAGAAUUUAAGAUCUCACCCAUCUCCUGCAGCUCCACAUAAACAACCACACUGAUCCUUAAAGGGACCUAUUCUCCGUAGUUACC